AACUUUCUUCCCAGCAGUAUAUAGACCUCUGGAAACCGUUAGUUUGCAGCACGUCAGCACGAGAUAAGAAGAUCAGAGCUUCAGUAAAUCAGAGCUGCUGUACAAGAAUGAAAAUCGAAAUCUUUGACAACACUAUGCAAACCUUUCAAGCUUCCCGAAGCUGCCGAAACACAAAGCAAGAAUGUGGGUGACCGACGUCGUCGCUUUGUGCCUUAUGGCCGUGGUCUCCUCGGCUGAGGAAAAGAAACUCAGCAGCCAUGCAAUUUCCCUGGCUGACACUAGCAGCCACCUGGCUUUCAACCUGUACCAAAACCUAGCCAAAGAGAAGGAUCUGGACAACAUCCUAAUCUCCCCUGUGGUGGUCGCAUCCAAUCUGGGAUUGGUUGCCCUCGGAGGAAAGUCCUCCACUGCCUCACAGGUCAAGAGUGUCCUGAAGGCAGAUACACUGAAAGAUGAACAUCUGCAUACAGGACUGUCUGAGCUCCUGAAUGAGGUCAGUGACCCUGUGGCUCGCAACGUCACCUGGAAAAUCAACAACAGGCUGUAUGGGCCCAGUUCGGUCAGCUUUGCUGAUGACUUUGUGAAGAGCAGCAAGAAGCACUACAAGUACGAUCACUCCAAGAUCAACUUCCGUGACAAGAGAAGCGCAAUCAACUCAAUCAACGAGUGGGCCUCCAAAUCCACUGAUGGCAAGCUGCCAGAAGUCACCAAGGAUGUGAAGAAUACAGAUGGUGCUAUGAUCAUCAACGCUAUGUUCUUCAAACCUCAUUGGGAUGAGAAGUUCCACCAUAAGAUGGUUGACAACCGUGGGUUCCUUGUGUCCAGGUCCUUCACAGUAUCUGUCCAAAUGAUGCAUCGCACAGGUCUUUAUGGCUUUUAUGAAGACAAAGAGAAUAAGCUUUUUGUGCUCAACAUGCCUCUGGCCCACAAGAAAUCCAGUGUGAUUUUCAUCAUGCCCUACCAUGUGGAGCCCCUGGAGAGGCUGGAGAAGCUUCUGACACAGAAUCAGCUGAACACAUGGUUGAGCAAGUUGCAAGAAACAGCAGUGGCCGUCUCUCUACCUAAAGUCAGCAUGGAAGUCAGCCAUGAUCUGCAGAAACACCUUGGAGAAAUUGGUCUCACAGAAGCAGUGGAUAAAUCCAAGGCUGAUCUGUCCAAUAUGUCUGGCAAGAAAGAUCUCUACCUUUCCAAUGUGCUCCAUGCAUCUGCUUGGGAAUGGGACACAGAGGGAAACCCAUUUGAUGCCAGCAUCUUUGGCUCAGAAAAGCUCAGGAACCCCAGGCUGUUUUAUGCCGACCAUCCAUUCAUCUUCCUAGUGAAGGACAACCAGACCAACUCCAUCCUCUACAUGGGUAGAAUGGUUAGACCAAAGGGAGAUAAAAUGAGAGAUGAAUUGUAAUUUAAAUUUGCUGAUAAGGGUAACCAUUUGUUCUUCUAUUGUUUUUUAUAUUUUUUUUUUGUUUUAGUAUUUGAAUUGUUUAUGGUAUGACAGUUACCUUAUGAAGACAGUCAAGCGGUUUGUUUGUAAUUAUAAUUAAACCAAGAUUUUCACCAAACACACUUCAGAGCUGAUCCGUAUCGCUAUAGUAAUUUGAAAAUAGUAAAAGAAUUCCACUUGAGAGAUUAGAUAAUGAGUUGAUCCACAGUUUUGACAUCAACUGGGCCAGGUUCCUUAUUUCAUCAUUAAAUUGUCCAUCAGAACAAAUGCUAUACUUAUAUUAAGUAUAUUAGCAUUCACGCCAGCCUGCGUGACUGUGAUAUUUAUAACUGUGCCUGCUCUAAUCUCAUGGGGUUAUGUGACAACUGUGUGGGUUCUUUGACUUAUCUUUAAUGUUUAAAGACAAAAGGAUUUUUACACAAAUAUUCUUCUUAUGCUCAUGCGUGAAACACUUCACCUCAAUCCAGAUCAGCCGCAUUUGAUUUCACUGCCUUGUCUUCUGCACUGAUGCCUGUUUAUAAACACAACAUAUGAGGUUAAUUGUAUUAUGUACCAAAUCCUGUUUACUGUCUUGUGCUCAUGUUCUUUUAAUUUUUUUUUUUUAAAAUAAA
Tachysurus vachellii is the source of this 2049-nucleotide messenger RNA. It is a transcript of the gene serpinh1b, whose product is annotated as serpin peptidase inhibitor, clade H (heat shock protein 47), member 1b. Gene Ontology annotation, biological process: negative regulation of endopeptidase activity; collagen fibril organization. The coding region runs from base 182 to 1399 and encodes 405 amino acids. The transcript has 6 exons. The record is from RefSeq and is a predicted model, not a curated record. Gene Ontology annotation, molecular function: serine-type endopeptidase inhibitor activity. NCBI's taxonomy places the organism in Eukaryota, Metazoa, Chordata, Actinopteri, Siluriformes, Bagridae. Gene Ontology annotation, cellular component: endoplasmic reticulum.